CAACAAAGAGCCUGGCUCUAGUCAACUUAUUACAACAUGGCGGAGGCAGUGGACUGUGGUUGUUUAUCUAAAACACAUGGAACAGUGUUGAUGAAAUAGCCACCAGAACCAUCUGUUAGCAAAACUCCACAGUUCGGGCUCUCUGAGAUGCGCUUUUCGUCCUUGAUGUAUCACAGGCCAACGUUGAAGCUUGCAUUUGCUUGUAUUCUGAGCUCGGUUUUCACCUUGUACAUAUCGUGGCAGCUCUUCGGAGCCGCAAAUCCACGAACAACAACUCGACUAAAAGCCAUCACAGAACACGCCCGAGAACAAGAGUCUGCGACUCUGCCAGACCCACAACUCUACUGCUCUGAGCUUAUUUCUAGAGCCCUAAGGGAGCGUGAAGAUCAGGCGUACCAAGAAGAAAAGGAAAGGGAAGAACAUUUCGAGCUCAAGUGUCCGAAGGAGACGCAUUAUGAGAUUCUUGAGGUAAAUGUCAACGGCGGAGAAAAGAAAUUACAAGGCAGGCUGGACUCAUCUUCAGGCGAGCCAUACGUGCCGUUUUCAUUCGUGAAAGAAUACUUUGAAAUAUAUGGCGAAGUGCAGAAGCAGAAAGAGAAAAAAGUCUUAGAGUGGAGACAUUCGUACAGCGAAAUUCACGAAUCGAAAUUCGAAUACGACCCGAAGGGAACAUUCCUAUGGUUUCAAGGUUAUCAUGUAGAAGGAAGACUUCGCGUGAAAUGCAUAUGCGGCAAGGAAGAGGUCCCUGUAUCUUCGCAGUGGAACCCAAAUGGCCAUUAUUACCCGAUACAAAUUGCACAGUACGGACUAUCGCACUACAGCAGCUACAUCGCUGAGCGGGAUGACACCGGCAAAGUCAAGCUCUUUGAAGACGCCGAAAGCGUGUUUGACUCAAACUGGGUCGUAUCGGAACCCAAUAAAGUCGAAAAUAUUGUCGACGAGGAAAGGGGUUCUCGGGUUAUUAAAUUCUGGACUCAAGGUUUCGUAGGUGAGGGAGUAUCCCUUCACUUGGACAGCUCGACCAAAGAAUAUGUUCUCUCUUUCCACCUUAAGCAAACUGGGGAUGUCAUUAUUACCGUCUCUAUAGAAACCAAGCAUAACACGCAGCACCUGAUUCAUUAUACCUCAGAUGAGGAGAUGAUCUCUGUAAAGCAAAAUGAGAUCUUCAUGGGUAUAGGCACAUGGAAAGGCUGGCGGAAAAUCACACGGAAUCUGGACACGGAUCUCCGGAAAGGACUUAGGUUAUCUGAAAAAUCUCCUAACAAGAAACCUAAAAAUACACCUAAGUUUUCCGUGACUGAGAUCCAGACUAUAACUCUCAAAGGAAGCGGGUGUAUCGAUAACAUAACUCUUAGCCGAUCUGCAAGGUUGGACUUCUUCAUGGCUGCAGCCAACUGGUUUGUCCGUAAUCAGGACAAAAACGGUGGUUGGCCAAUCACAGUGAAGCGCAAGAUUAUGGAAGGGGUGGAGAUGGCACCAGGCUGGUACUCAGCGAUGGCUCAGGGACAGGCAAUGUCACUCCUUACUCGGGCCUAUUACCACACGAACAAUAGUGUCUAUUUAGAAGCCGCACUUAAGGCGACUUCCCUAUUUGGGGUGCCCGCUAAUAAGGGCGGAGUGCGAGCUAUGUUCAUGGACAAGUACCCCUGGUAUGAAGAGUACCCAACAACACCUUCCUUGUAUGUCCUCAACGGGUUCAUUUAUUCACUUGUGGGACUCCACGAUCUGACAUUGGCCGCGCCCAAAAAGACAGAAGCGAAAGCGUUUUUCGACGACGGAAUGAAGUCGCUAAAAGCGCUCUUACUGAUGUUCGAUGCAGGCUCAGGGACGUUUUACGAUCUGAGACACGUGUCUAUGCGUGCGCCCCCUAAUCUCGCUCGUUGGGACUACCACACGCUGCACGUUAGCUUGCUACAUUUUAUAUCGGGCAUUGAUAGCGACCGUGUACUGAAAGAUACGGCUGUUAGAUGGACAGGUUACACUAAAGGCAAACGUGCAAAGCAUAAUUGAUGAGAGGGUACACUAGUUUAGAAAACGGGCUAUGUGAAAGGUACUCGACAAAAGCAAACGAACUUAGUAUUAUUAAUUAAAAUGAAUAGUCGGGUGGGGGGUUUGUAGGUGAAGCCUAGCUACGUUCAUGAUGGCUGUAUAGUAGAGGGAAAAAAGCAAAGUACGAUUGAUAUAUCAGAGAUAAGACUGAUGCAACUAGAUCGAGUGGUUUCAGCAAAGGUUAAAAACUGGACUAUGAUCCAAGUCAAGCCAAAAUUGCACGAAGCCGGUAACCUUAAACUCUUGGUAUACAGUUGGUUAAGGUGUUAGUGAGGGAAAGUUGAGAGUAAACUAGAUCAAUGUCGUGUAAAUACUUCUAGUGUACAUUAGGCAUUUAAUAAAUUCUUAUUUCAUUCGA
Messenger RNA from Nematostella vectensis (starlet sea anemone), 2407 nucleotides. RefSeq names its product D-glucuronyl C5-epimerase B. Gene Ontology annotation, cellular component: Golgi apparatus. Bases 148 to 2010 code for a protein of 620 amino acids. NCBI's taxonomy places the organism in Eukaryota, Metazoa, Cnidaria, Anthozoa, Actiniaria, Edwardsiidae. Gene Ontology annotation, biological process: heparan sulfate proteoglycan biosynthetic process. The transcript has 2 exons. Gene Ontology annotation, molecular function: heparosan-N-sulfate-glucuronate 5-epimerase activity. The record is from RefSeq and is a predicted model, not a curated record.